Molecule: messenger RNA, 3607 nt
Organism: Habropoda laboriosa
Lineage: Eukaryota; Metazoa; Arthropoda; Insecta; Hymenoptera; Apidae
Product: facilitated trehalose transporter Tret1-like
Exons: 6
Coding region: 373-1842 (489 amino acids)
Biological process (GO): transmembrane transport; carbohydrate transport
Cellular component (GO): membrane
Molecular function (GO): sugar transmembrane transporter activity
Source: RefSeq, a predicted model, not a curated record
GACAAGCAGCAGCAGCAGCAGCAGCAGCAGCAGCAGCAGCAGGGAGAAAAUUAGCGACGAGCACAUCGUGAAGGCAAAAGGACACGAGCACGCACCGCUUGAUUACGCGGCCAGAGCAAACGGUCGACUGACGCGCGCAACGAGAUCGGUUAACAGGCGAUCCCCAUCGAUUCGAUAGAGUUAAAUCGAUAUCGAACGGGGCGCGCGUUCGAGGUUUCGCGUCUCUCAAGUCAAGAACACGCGCAGCAACAAAUGAAAAUCGUGCGACGAUCGUAGCCAUUCUGACGGUUCUCUCGCGGAACAUUCCCGUUCCGUUCGCCCGUCACUCCUCGUCCUCUGGUAUCGUCGUCGUCACCUACCUCCCUCUCGAUCAUGAAGAUUCUUAUGCGAGCUGAUACCCAUGUGGACAUCGAAUUACCGGGCAACGCGCCAGUCGCUAAAUGCACCUUCACUCAGGUACUGGCCGCCCUAUCGGUGUCAAUGGGCUCCAUGGUGGUCGGUUACUCGAGUUCCUACACCUCCCCGGGUUUGGUCUCGAUGCGGGACAAUGCGACGGCUACGUUCGAAGUGACGAAGGAAGUUGGUAUGUGGAUAGGAUCGAUCAUGCCGUUGAGCGCGCUUUUCGGAGGCAUAGCCGGUGGUCCGUGCAUCGAGUACCUCGGUAGAAGGAACACCAUUCUCUCCACCGCUUUACCGUUCAUCGCAGCCUGGCUAUUGAUCGCGCUGGCAACGAAUGUCGCGAUGGUACUGGUCGGUCGCGCCCUCUGCGGCUUCUGCGUCGGCAUCGCUUCGCUCUCCUUGCCGGUCUACCUUGGCGAAACGAUACAGGCCGAGGUACGAGGCACCCUUGGACUAUUACCAACCGCUUUUGGCAACACAGGGAUUUUACUCUGCUUCGUGGUGGGCAUGUAUCUCGACUGGAGAAACCUGGCGUUAGUGGGCGCCAGUUUACCGAUACCGUUCCUCAUACUCAUGUUCACCAUCCCCGAAACUCCGAGGUGGUACAUCUCCAAGGGGAAGAAGAAGAGAGCGAGGAAAGCGCUGCAGUGGUUGAGGGGCAAGGGCACCGAUAUCACCGACGAGAUGUCCGCCGUCGAGAGGUUGCACACGGAGAGCGAGCGUAACGUGUCGCAGGGUGCGUUCAUGGAACUGUUCAAGAAAAGCCAUCUCAAGCCGCUUCUCAUUUCCCUCGGCCUGAUGUUCUUCCAACAGCUGUCUGGUAUCAACGCGGUCAUAUUCUACACCGUGCAAAUUUUCAAGGACGCUGGGAGCAGUAUCGACGAGAAUCUCUCCACCAUCUUCGUAGGAAUCGUCAACUUCAUCUCUACGUUCGUCGCGGCAGCUGUUAUCGACAAAUUGGGCAGAAAGAUGUUGCUCUACAUAAGCGGCAUAUCUAUGUGUAUAACUCUGUUCACCUUCGGUACGUUCUUCUACGUGAAGGCAGGGGGGGCGGACGUGUCGGCAUUUGGCUGGAUACCCCUAGUCAGCCUUGUCGUUUACGUGAUCGGGUUCUCCCUUGGAUUCGGCCCUAUCCCCUGGCUGAUGAUGGGCGAGAUCUUGCCCGUCAAGAUACGCGGCUCUGCCGCCAGCGUCGCCACAGCAUUCAACUGGACGUGCACGUUCGUCGUUACCAAGACUUACGAGGAUCUGGUCUCGGUGAUAGGGCCACACGGGGCCUUCUGGAUGUUCGGCACGAUCGUUCUCGUCGGUUUCUUCUUCGUGAUCGCCUGCGUCCCAGAGACCCGAGGCAGAUCUCUCGAAGAGAUCGAGAAGAGAUUUUCCGGUCCGGUGAGAAGAAUGAGCGCGGUUGCUAACAUGAAGCCUAUGCCAAUGGCCUGUUAACCGCUUCUCCCCCUAUCCAUAGCUAGCCAAUCAGUUGUAAUGUAUACGUUGCGAUACUUUAUAUCGUAUACGUCUACAUAGUUCCUCCUCCUGUCGGCAACAACGAGAGCGAAACGGACGAUGGACCGUCUUCCGGAUCGAUUCUCUCCAUCUCGAUCUCGAACGCGAUCAACCUUCCCCCUCGUCGGAGGGCGACAGAUAUUAAUAUACUAUUGCGAAUGCAAGCUCAACGAAAAGAACGAUCCGCUGUUGACUGGACACGUCGUGCGCGUCGUAACCCUUACUUUUGUUAUUAGAUAGUUUUUACAGGGUCUACCUCAAGUUAGUACUUUUACUAAAGGUAUACGAGUAGGUUAACGGCGACCGCGAAAUAUUUCAAUUACACAUUUUGUGUAUGAAUGUGCAAGUACGCCGAUACGUUGUACUUACGGAGAUGCGUAUGACACGCGUAUCGUAUUACAAACGAUGUAAGUAACGCGUACAAACGAUGCCGAAAACAGCAACGAAUUUUUCUCGUUCUUUACUACCAGCGACAAUAAACGAGAGCGCGAUCAUCAGCCAACAAUUCUCCUCCGUCAUCUCUCUAUCGAUGUCGGCCGUCGAGUUUGUAUUGUACAUACAUAUGUAGUUAGUUACCGAUCUGCGUCAACGGAUAACUGCAUCAUUUACCAACGAAUUAAAUUCUAAGAUAUACAUAUAGUUAAGAAACAGAGAUAGAAGUAACGCGCGUUUAUUUUUUCAUCGUUAAACUUUGUACAACUGUACCAGGCUAAAGGAAAGGCACCGCGCGUCAAAGGAACGAACGAUAAGAAACGACGUGCAUAUCUGUGUAACGUACAAUCGCGCCCGAUUAAUCACCGAAAAACAACGCGACUCUUCUCAUUUUUCUCGCCGGCUUUCCAGAGAACUGUUUCUCUUAUUAUUAUUCAUAACGCGAAAGAGGUGCGCCGCUUGUAAUUUCCGAUAGCCCCCGGGGAUCCCAAUCGAAUCUCUACGAUAAGCGCCCCUCACCUUCCGUCCUUCCGUCCUUCCACACUGUCCCUUCGUUCCUACUCUGCUGCCACUAUCUUUCAUUUUCCUUCUUAGCCUUCUUUUCGCGCGGAUGCACACCGUUCUCGGUAAAAACUGCCUCUGUCCUCGCAAUCUCAUUCCGAAUCUCAGCACUAGGACGAGACGAGACGAGACGAGACGAGACGAGACGAGACGAGACGAGACGAGACCUAGACCUAGACCGAGACGAGACAAGACAGCGUCACGAAACAUUCCUCUUGUACGGUUUCACCUAUACAAUCUCGAAUCGAAUUCAUCGAGAAAAUUUUACGUUUCGUACGCAAAAUCCGACUUCAUAUUUUUACUUUUCCAUCGUUGUUUGUAUUUACCUGACAAACAAUUUUACCGUAUGCCAGUUGGCCGCAAGGUGCUUGCCAAAUUUCGAAAAAAAUUCGAUUAAGAUGUCUUUAAAGCUGUACACUACUCGCGUUAAGUUUACACGUCUAAUUUUAUAAAUUAUUAAAAUAUAACGUUUGACACAAAUCCUCGUUUCUUUUCCCACCCUUCUCGUCCCAACCACUUCCAAUCGACAGACAGUUCCCCUAUCCCCACCUCUGUCGAUUCUCUCGCUCAGCAUGUACAUAUAUAGCAUACGCACACCACGCUCGCCGUAUUACAUUUCAUAGAUACGGGAUCCCAUGCGGACCGAGCUUGUACUCGCGCGUUUCUAUUUUUUCCGGUGAACGCGCGUAACAAACGAUCGAGAAACAACGCC